Molecule: messenger RNA, 2060 nt
Organism: Salvia miltiorrhiza (redroot sage)
Lineage: Eukaryota; Viridiplantae; Streptophyta; Magnoliopsida; Lamiales; Lamiaceae
Product: F-box protein At5g03100-like
Exons: 2
Coding region: 450-1862 (470 amino acids)
Molecular function (GO): protein binding
Source: RefSeq, a predicted model, not a curated record
AGAGAUAUACACAGAGCCUUCAAAUUGUAUCCCCAAUUCUGAACCCGCCGCCACUCAUCGUCAGCCUCUCUCUCUCUCACCACCGCACCACCCCACCCCACCCCCACACCGGCCGAAAUGAAUCCCCAACCAUUCAAUUCAUCUUCUCUAGAAUCUCUACUUUUCGCCGCCAUUGUCAACGCGCCACCCCAUCAGCUGAAAUAAAAGCAAAUCAAGUCGUCAAUUGAUUUUUUCAGAGCUCUUUCUCUAGCUCGGCUCAACGAGCCUUUCACAAGCCGAGCUCGAGCUCGUUUACAGCUCAAACUAGGGCUAUUUGCGGCUGCAGCAACCGAGGGAACGAAGCGUUCAUUUUGAGUUAAUCUUCGAGAAUUUGAUGGUAUGUGUUAUUGCUCCGAAUAUGUUUAGGUAAAUUUUGAGUUGAUUAUGUUUCAGAGGUUUUGAUUUUGAAGAUGGAUCGACUCAGUGAGUUGCCCGACUCUGUUAUAUUUCACAUAUUUUGGUUCUUGCCUAUUUGGGAUGUUGUUAGGACAACAAUUCUAUCCAAGCGCUGGAAAAACCUUUGGACCACCACUCCCUGUCUUAAUAUAACUAAGGAUCAUAUUUAUGAUUCUUAUACUAGAAAAAAAAAAUCAGUCACUGUUCAUCGGGCUUUAUUACGCUGGGAUGGGGUAAAGGUUCUGAAAUUCAAGGUUAAAUUGGAUCAUGAGCGUUCAAUACAUGGGGAUGCUGAUUUGUGGGUGCGAUUUGCAAAGAAACAUGAAGUCGAAGAAUUGUACUUGCAUUGGGUGAAUUUUUACAUACCAAGGAAUCGUGAUGAAGAUCACAAAGCACAUUGGGUGCCGCAGUAUCUGUACUCAUGCUCAUCGCUGAAAUUGUUAUCGAUCAAGAAUUGUUACUUUAGAAUUAAGGAGAAUGUGCAGUGGAAUCAACUCAAGAGUUUAACAAUCAAGAAUGGUUUUGGGGUCACUGAACAUGUGAUUAGUCAAAUGUUAUGUGGUAGCCCUCAGUUGGAAGUCCUAAGCAUGUCUUUUGUGGAAAGAGGUGAAAGCAUGUCCAUCCGAUCUACUAGUUUGAAAGAGCUGUCGAUUGACAAGCAUGAUUCAGAUGACCAUGAUUUACCUAAUGAUGCAUCUCGUUAUACGACUGAGCUGAGAAUUUUGACACCAAAUCUUGAAACCUUAGAAAUUAAAGGAAUUCCAUAUAGCAGGUGUUUGUUGAUGAAUGUCUCAUCUUUAACCCAUGCAACUAUUGGGUAUUCUAAUCAUUGGAGUGAUGACACAUGUGUUGCCCACUUUCAUGAAGGUUUAUUUGGUCAAAUUCUUCCAAGCAUCCAACACGUUGAAAACGUCAAAUUACUUCCCUGCUGCAUCAAGGAACUUGGAGCUAUGAUAGAGGGAUGCAUGAAUUCAUCUUCUCCUAAUGUCAAGCUCUUACGGUUCAGAUGUCAUUGCUCUAAAUAUACAAGUAGAGUUGAGAUUUCCCCUCUAUUAAAGAAGUUAGUCAUUAAACUUGUAUUAUUGACUGACAUAUUGGGCAAGUCCAACUUUAAUGACGUAUAUGCAAGCCAAGAUACACCGUGGGUAUCAGAUACUGAGAUCUACGACGAGUUGAAAGAAAAACUCCCUAUGUCCUUUGUGCUGCAGUUGAGGACAGUUGAGGUUACUUUGGUUGAGGCUGACAACAUAUUUCCAUUUCUAGAGUUUCUGUUGAAAAAUGCGAGUAAACUAGAAAAGAUUGUGUUCCGAGUUAAAGAAAUCAAGCGACCUUCACGCCCAGUGAAUUGUUUGCUUCGUGCCGCGCAGAAGCUGCUUAAAAUGCCAAGAUCCUCGCGAACUGCACAGUUCAUUUUCAGUGAAUAUUGAUCUUACCACGUUAUUUCUUCAAUCAUAGAGGAAUGCUGCAUGAUUCCUGGUAUCUGAGAGUCUUCUUAGAUAAGUAAUAGCUUGUUGUACAUAUCAUCCUUUAACUUCGUCCAACUACUUGUCAUAUUUCAGUUUUUCUUUCCUCUGUUUGUUCCAUUUUGGGGAUAAUAUUUGCUUAGUAAGUUCACUUUUGAAUUA